Messenger RNA from Zingiber officinale, 726 nucleotides. Its product is annotated as agamous-like MADS-box protein AGL29. The record is from RefSeq and is a predicted model, not a curated record. Gene Ontology annotation, biological process: positive regulation of transcription by RNA polymerase II. Bases 1 to 726 code for a protein of 241 amino acids. Lineage: Eukaryota; Viridiplantae; Streptophyta; Magnoliopsida; Zingiberales; Zingiberaceae. The transcript has a single exon. Gene Ontology annotation, molecular function: DNA-binding transcription factor activity, RNA polymerase II-specific; protein dimerization activity; RNA polymerase II cis-regulatory region sequence-specific DNA binding.
AUGGUCAAAAAUGGAGGCACCAGUAAGGGUCGACGGAAGAUCGAGAUCAAGAAGAUAGAAUCCGAGGAUGCUCGUCACGUGUGCUUCUCCAAGCGCAAGGCCGGCAUCUUUGCCAAGGCUAGCGACCUCUCCACUCUUUGCGGCGCCGAGGUGGCCAUCGUCAUCUAUUCGCCCGUAGGUAAUCCUUAUUCUUUUGGCAGUCCCUCGGUGGAGCCACUCGUCGACCGGUUCCUCUCGGGGAGUUUCCGCCAUCAGCCUAUUUCCGGCAAGAGCAACACCGUGGUGCAGCUUAACCAGCAAUACAUGGAGCUGUCGAGACAAUCGGAUAUUGCCAAGGCGACCAAGGUGAAUCUCGAGGAACGGCACAGGGAGCUGCUGCAGAGCCCGGAAUUGGACUGCGCUAACGACAUUAAGCAAUUGGGGUUGGAUCAACUGGACCAACUGAAGAACCGAUUGGAACACCUCAAGAUGAGACUCGACGACCGAAUCAAGGAUUACCUUCACGUCGCCUCCACCCAAAGGAUGGCGUCGCCGAUGAUGACGACGACUAGGACGCUUGGGUUGUUCUCUCCGGAUGGUGCUACGGGCCCUUCCUCCUCCUCGUCAGCGUGUCCGCCACCUUGGCCCAUCAGUUUUGAGAUGAACCAAGGCGAACCCAUUUCGUUUCAAGCUUUGUUGGCGACGACGACAGGCACUAACUUGGCUCGCUACGUGCACAAACCAUAG